Messenger RNA from Seriola dumerili (greater amberjack), 2147 nucleotides. It is a transcript of the gene ugdh, whose product is annotated as UDP-glucose 6-dehydrogenase. Gene Ontology annotation, cellular component: cytosol; nucleus. The record is from RefSeq and is a predicted model, not a curated record. Gene Ontology annotation, molecular function: NAD binding; UDP-glucose 6-dehydrogenase activity. The coding region runs from base 227 to 1717 and encodes 496 amino acids. NCBI's taxonomy places the organism in Eukaryota, Metazoa, Chordata, Actinopteri, Carangiformes, Carangidae. Gene Ontology annotation, biological process: glycosaminoglycan biosynthetic process. The transcript has 12 exons.
CCUGACAGAAGUGCCUCAGUGUAGGCCGGUGGAAGGUGGUGCUUUAAAAAGUUGUAAGAGGAGUUACUUGUUCGUCGGGCGGUGGUUUACCUCUAGUUAAAGACGUCUACAGUGUGGAACAGAACAGCAGCGCCGGACUCCGCGUUUGUCUCGACAAGGCACAUUGAAGACAGGAGAAAACAAAAUCUGCGCUUUCCUGAAGUUACUGAUUGUCGAGUUGGCAAAGAUGUUUCAGAUAAAAAGGAUCUGUUGCAUUGGUGCUGGAUAUGUAGGAGGUCCAACAUGCAGUGUGAUCGCCCAGAUGUGUCCAGAGAUCACAGUGACUGUCGUGGAUGUCAAUGAGUCCCGCAUCAAAGCCUGGAACUCAGACACUCUGCCCAUAUAUGAGCCGGGUCUGAAAGAGGUGGUUGAAUCAUGCAGAGGGAGAAAUUUGUUUUUCUCAACGGAUAUAGACUCAGCCAUCAGGGAAGCUGACCUCGUCUUUAUCUCUGUGAACACCCCAACAAAGACCUAUGGGAUGGGGAAGGGUCGUGCGGCUGACCUCAAGUUCAUCGAGGCGUGUGCUCGGCGGAUUGUUGAGGUGUCUGAUGGCUACAAGAUUGUCACAGAGAAAAGCACUGUCCCAGUUCGAGCUGCUGAAAGCAUUCGACGGAUAUUUGAUGCCAACACCAAGCCCAGCCUCAACCUACAAGUGUUGUCCAACCCAGAGUUCCUUGCAGAGGGAACAGCGGUGCGGGAUCUGAAGGAGCCAGACCGUGUCUUGAUUGGUGGAGAUGAAACAGCUGAAGGUUAUAGAGCAAUCAGAGCUCUGUGUGCCGUCUAUGAACACUGGGUUCCCAAAGCACGAAUCAUCACCACCAACACAUGGUCAUCCGAGCUGUCCAAACUGGCAGCCAAUGCCUUCCUGGCACAGCGAAUCAGCAGCAUCAACAGUAUCAGUGCUCUGUGUGAGGCCACCGGAGCUGACGUGGAGGAGGUUGCCAAGGCAAUUGGCAUGGACCAGAGAAUAGGCAGCAAGUUUCUCAAAGCCAGCGUGGGUUUUGGUGGAAGCUGUUUCCAGAAGGACGUGCUGAAUCUGGUGUAUCUGUGCGAGGCCCUCAACCUGCCUGAGGUCGCCUCCUACUGGCAGCAGGUGAUAGACAUGAAUGAGUACCAGAGGCGGCGGUUUGCCUGUAGGAUUAUUGAUUGCCUCUUCAACACUGUUACUGGCAAAAAGAUUGCUCUGCUUGGCUUCUCCUUCAAAAAAGAUACAGGUGACACAAGGGAGUCAUCCAGUAUCUACAUCUCCAAGUAUCUGAUGGAUGAGGGAGCCAAGCUGUUCAUCUACGACCCCAAAGUUCUUAAAGAACAAAUCAUUCAUGACCUCUCCCAGCCCAGCAUCUCAGAGGACAACCCAGAAAGAGUGUCGGAGCUGGUGACUGUAACCUCAGACCCUUAUGAGGCUUGCCAGAGUGCACAUGCACUGGUCAUCUGCACUGAAUGGGACAUGUUUAAGGAACUGGACUACGAGAAGAUCUAUAAGAAAAUGCUGAAGCCAGCCUUUAUAUUUGAUGGUCGCAGAGUGCUGGACCACCUCCACCCUCACCUCCAGAACAUUGGCUUCCAUAUCGAGACCAUCGGUAAGAAGGUGACAGCAACAAGAAUCCCCUACACCCCGGCAGCUGUUUGUCCUCGCAUCAGUGCCACUGAACCUCCCACCAAGAAAGCCAAAGUCUAAACCUCACUUGACCUCACCAGUCACACACACACACACACACACCACAUUCCUCUCUCAACCUUUUUAUUGUUGGUGAAACGUGAGUACACGCCUACUGCUCAAGGGGAGAAGGUUUGUUAAGCCUUCGGUACGAAAUUGUGUGGAAGAAAUUCAGUGAUAAAUCAUUCCAGCAACAGUUCAUUUUAUACAUUUCAUGUUAAAUAGCCUUUAUGAACCAAACAUUUCAGAUGCAGUUAGUGUAUGUGCUCAGUCUGUUGCAGUCAGUUUUAAAGGAACACUAGUUAGUGUUAGUCUACUUUCUUACAGUAUUUACUAUAUAAUCAAGUAUUAUUGCUAAAUUGCAAAUUUUUAUACUAUAUUUUAAAAUAUUUUUAUAAAUCAUCUUACUGUAUGUUAAUCAAUAUGUGUCCUCUGUAUCAGUGACUGUUUA